Molecule: messenger RNA, 1029 nt
Organism: Fusarium tjaetaba
Lineage: Eukaryota; Fungi; Ascomycota; Sordariomycetes; Hypocreales; Nectriaceae
Product: oxidoreductase
Exons: 1
Coding region: 1-1029 (342 amino acids)
Molecular function (GO): oxidoreductase activity, acting on NAD(P)H
Source: RefSeq, a predicted model, not a curated record
AUGGAACCCAAUGUCGCCGCAGUCCUACCCGUCAAACAAGGUCAGCUCACUAUCAAACAACGCCCUGUCCCAGUUCCCAAAGAAGGCGAACUACUGGUCCGCAAUACCGCCGUCGCUGCAAACCCUUCAGACUGGAAGAUCCAAGCCCUCGGCCUCUCUGCCAACUUUCCAGCUGUACUUGGUAGUGAUCUCAGCGGUGUCGUAGUAUCCGUGGGACCAGGUGUAACACGCUUCAAACCCGGCGAUCGCGUCAUCGGGUUUGCGCUGGGUGUUAUAAGCGAAAACAUCGACAAAGCAGCCUUUCAAACCUAUACCCUUCUUGAUGAAGUGGCGGCAACUCACUUACCCGGCAACAUCAGCUUUGAGGAGGGUUCUGUACUUCCCGUUGGUAUACUCACUGCCGCUAUAGCGCUGUUUGACGGUCUCGGACUGCCAAUGCGUCAGAAGACUGCUGAAGAAGAUUUAGUGAUUCUGGUUUGGAGUGGUGCUUCGGCGGUUGGUGUCUCAGCAGUGCAAAUAGCACACACGCUGGGAUGGAGUGUCUACGUGACUGCUAGUCCAAAGCAUCACGAGUGGCUCAAGACAUUGGGUGCAGUAGAGGCAUGGGACUAUCGUGACCCGCAAGUCGCACAAAAGAUCUCUCAAGCUUUGAAAGCUUCCGGAACAAAGAUUCGCGGCGCUAUCGAUGCUAGAGCAGAAGGCAGCUCCUUCGGUUCGGUCGCGGAGAUACUGACUGCGGCUGACCUAACAACCGGAUGCAAGGCUACUGCGCUGUUUCCGUGGCCGGAGGAAACGUCGCUGCCAGCUGGUAUUGAAGGACAUCACACCAACUGCGUGGGCUUCACUGCCAAUUAUCCAGAUGUAGCAAGAUGGAUUUUCGGCGGCUGGUUGUCCAAGGCUCUCGAGGAUGGGAGGAUCAAACCUGCGCCUAGGUCUCGUGUCAUCGACGGCGGAUUGGAAUCGACACAGGAGGUGCUGAAUCUUCUUAGAGCUGGUGCAAGUGGUGAGAAGUUUGUCUUGAAGGUUUAG